Messenger RNA from Ilyonectria robusta, 1185 nucleotides. RefSeq lists its product as uncharacterized. NCBI's taxonomy places the organism in Eukaryota, Fungi, Ascomycota, Sordariomycetes, Hypocreales, Nectriaceae. The transcript has 5 exons. Bases 1 to 1185 code for a protein of 394 amino acids. The record is from RefSeq and is a predicted model, not a curated record.
AUGGCUACCCCCGGCUCGGAUCCGGCUGUCGAUGCGCAGUCCAGAUCGUCGCUUGUCAUAGCGAUCUGCAUCUCCUUUGCGAUAUUGUCAUUUUUUAUCGUCGCUUUGAGGCUUUACGUUCGUGUUGUUCUCCUCAAGGCCCUGGGUCCCGAUGACUGGACGAUAUGCGUUGCUCAGGUCCUUGCCAUUGUCGUUUCUAUGACGACUAUAUCAGAGGCUAAAUUUGCCCUUGGUCGUCACAUAUGGACUCUACCGCCAGAUCGUAUCCACAAACAGUUAAAGGCUCUCUAUGUUAAUAUUAUCAUUCAUAAUUUAGGAAUGAAUCUGAUCAAGAUUUCUUUUCUAUUACAAUAUCGUCGCAUAUUUUCGACCAAGACCAUGAAACGAGUCACCCUUCUUCUGUUAUGCGUCAUUUCAACAUGGACUGUAGUCCAGCUGCCAGUGCUCGCACUUACCUGCUUUCCCCUGUCCGCUAUAGUGCCAUCCAUGGCGGAUACCUGCCUCCCGACUUUCCCGAGUUGGUACUUUACGACUUACUUCCAUAUCGCCACCGACUUCAUCAUCUUCAUUGUCCCCUUGCCAACCGUGUUUUCUCUUAAUAUGGGGUGGAGGCGGAAGCUUUGCCUGGUAGCUAUUCUCUCCAUGGGGCUUUUCACAUGCAUCAUAUCUAUCAUUCGAGCCACGACGCUCCACCAAUGCCUUGUUACGCCAGACCCGACGUGGGAUACGACAGAUGCUGCAUGGUGGACCGUUGUCGAGAUAAACUGCGCCAUCAUCUGCGCGUCUUUGGCCACUCUGCGGCCUCUUCUUGGCAAAUUGGUCCCUAGUUUCAAUUCAAAAUUGACAGACGGUUCGAACAAGUCCUACACAGUGACUCGACCGAAUAGAAUGACAUUUGAGCGUAUGCCAACGGCCUCGGGAGGGGGGAGCAACAACAACUUGGCACUCGACGAAUUUCCUGUACCAAAACAGGGCAAUUUUGUGAGAGAACCGGAUUCGAAAUAUGGAGUUCAGGCAGAAAUCUAUGCAUCAACGGCAGAUUUAAAAGCAGUGGAGGCAGAUCAUCAAGAGGGUGUUCCUGAUACUACCUACAAGCCCAAUAUCAAAGUCACGUACGAGGUUGCUAUGACUAGCGAAGUGUCUGGUAGGCUGGCAGGAAGAGGGAGGAUGAGAAGCAAUGAUUAG